UUAAAUCCUGGGUCACGCGCACGGCUACAGGCAGCUGGUUGUCGAGCGGUUUGAAAACAGCGCCGUUAAUUCCUCAGGAUUCCCUGUUUGCGCUGUACGAAGUUAAUCAUUCCUCUCAGGGAAGUAUUUUUUUUUGGCCUUUUGUUUGUUUUGUAACUUUUCUGUCAUGGACCAAAUGUCAGUGACGCUGCUGUGAAAUGAAAUGAAAGAGGAAGUGAAAGUUAGAGCAGUUGACUGGACGUCAAACAGAAAGAGAGAAGACUCAGAUAGUAAACUUUGAAGUUGCUCCAUAAGUGAAGGUACCCAUUUACAUCUUCUGGCCUGGACAACAUGGCAUCAACAGAUAAUGUGUACUUCAUUUUAACAAAAAACCCUGAAUACAGUUACAGCUGCAAAGCUGGGGGUAUUUUUUACAUGUCUGAACAUAAGUACAAAUUGGAAAGCAAGAAAUCUUCCCCUGCAUUAAAGUUGACAGUUGUCUCAGUAAACUCAGGCAUUGGAAUACCGCGUGACUUAGAGGCCAGCAACUUGGAGAGGCUCAGUGUCGAUGAAGUUGAGCUGCUGCAGGCCCUGUCUGAUGAUGCUGAGAGGCUGAAAUGGUUCAGGGAGAAAGUUGCUCUCCAAACAGCAAGACCACUUGAUAAGGGUGCUGCAGUGACUGUGGAGGAAGAUGGGAAGAAGCUCAGAGGCAUCAUUCGUUAUAUUGGACCAAUCAUUGAGAAAUCUCGUUUCCAUCCCAUCCCAGGAGUGUUUUUUGGAAUAGAACUACAGGAACCAGACAGAGGGAAGGGCAAUACUGAUGGGAAGUAUCAGCAGAAAAGAUUUUUCCAGUGUGAGAAAGACUGUGGCAUUUUUGCCCCAUUCAACAGAGUUAUCCCUGUAUCACAGUCUAUGCAUGAGCCCUCCUCACAAACAGAAGAGCUACAGUUGGGAGACAGAGUGACUUACUUCAUCAAUAAUAAAUGCCGCCAUGGAAUGGUGCUGGAUUUACUGGACAUAGACGGGCAACAGUUUGUUCAGAUCUCCACAGACAAAGAUGAAUCUGGUAAGACAGGUGGUGAAGUUAAAGUUCCAUUAGACAUGGUCGCCAAAGGAGAGGUGCCUGCAGAGCCAGACAAAAUGGAUGUUGACACACCCCUGGAGACUGACACAGAUGAUCUGUAUACGGGUCUGAGUUUGAACUCUAUGGUAGAAGUGACUCUGGGUACACGCACCGCAUAUGGCAUUGUUCGCUGGAUCGGCAAUCUGCCUGAUCGAAGUGAAACUAUGGUUGGUUUAGAACUGGAGGAAGAUAUAGGAGUGAGUGAUGGUACCUUCAAAAACCAGCGUUAUUUCACAUGCCUUUGGAAGAGAGCCCUGUUUGUGAAGAUGAGCUCAUGCCGUCCUGACUCACGCUUUCAGAGCGUGUCAACCAGUCACAAUGAGAAAAUGCAGGUGGAGGACACCGUGGAUCAAACAGACCACAGUACAGAUGAGUUGCAGACUGUUCCACCUAUCAGCACAGAGCAAGUUAAUCAGCUUCUCAUUGGACGAAUGAGGGGGAUUCAAGGACACUGUAACUCCUGCUACAUGGAUGCUGCCCUCUUCGGUUUGUUCUCCUGCUCCUCCGUGUUGGACUCCAUGUUGUUCAAAUCAACAACACCUCAAGAUGCCCCAAUUCAGAAAACACUGCUCAGUGACAUAGUCAACCCCCUCCGCAGUAAGGGCUUUGUAGAAGCAAGGCACGUCAUGAAGCUUCGACAGCAGCUGCAGAAACACGGCUACAGCAAGUCGUUCACCACAGAUGAGAAGGAUCCAGAGGAGUUCCUCAGUGUCAUCAUGCACCAUAUUCUUGCCCUGGACCCUCUGCUAAAACUAUCAGCUGCAGGUAAAGUGCAGGAGAGUUACUGCUAUCAGAUUUUCCUGGACCAGAACCACAGCCUGGUUCUGCCUACAGUGCAGCAGCUACUGGAACAUUCCUUCCACAGUGCAGGACUCAAGCUGGCUGAGGUCCCAUCCUGCCUCAUCCUCCAGAUGCCUCGCUUUGGGAAGAAAUUCAAGAUGUUUGACAAAAUUAUUCCCUCUCUGGAGCUAGACAUCACUGACCUCCUCUCUGAAGGUCCCCAGCAGUGUAUACUGUGUGGAACCCUGGCACGGGUUGAGUGCAUCGACUGUUUUAAAGAUCCCGUUUUCAGCCCGACGGGAUUCAAAGUCUUCUGCAGGAAGUGUUGGGAACAGGUGCACUGUCAUUCUCAGCGACGCAACCAUAAACCAGUGACUCUGGAAAUCCCAGAGGGUUACAUUGGUCGUAAAAAUCCUCACACUAUCACCAGAGACAAACUGGAACUGUUUGCUGUGCUCUGCAUCGAGACAAGCCACUACGUGUCCUUUGUCAAAUAUGGACCAAACUCUGAGGACUGGAUCUUUUUUGACAGCAUGGCAGACAGACAAGGAGAGAUGGAUGGCUUCAACAUCCCAGAGGUACAGGCUUGCCCAGAGGUCGGCAAAUACCUGGAAAUGUCUCCCGCUGAGCUAGCCAAUCAGGCGCCUCGAGAUAUGAAAGGCGUAGCAAAGCGUCUCUUCUGUGAUGCCUACAUGUACCUGUACCAAAGCACCACCAUGUGCCUCUAUCGCUGAUGGGACUUCACCACACAGGAAAACACUUUUUUUUUUUUUUUGCUGCUCCUAGAAUUUCCUUUGCUGGAUUAAUUUUCCUUUCUUUUUUAUAAAUAUGCAAACAUUUAAGAUGUGUGUGUGUGUGUGUGUGUGUGUGGUGCUCGGGUCCUGGAAAUAAUUUAUAGCAACAUUAAUUUUCUAGUGUUGCAUUGAGAGGAUAAACUUAAAUUGCUUUCUAAGUAAUUUUGCACUAUAAUCUGAAGAAAAUAACUGGCUUGUGGUGGACAUGAAAUACAUAUUGCACUGUAAUAAUAGUGUUUUGUAAUUUACUGCAAAGCUUUCAUUUUAUUUACAGCUUGUAUAUUGAGAGUAGACAGUACUAAUGAUUCAGUUUGGCUCAUUAUAAAAGCUAAUUCACCAACUCAAUUUUAAAAGCUUAUAUUAUUUUGGAUGUUAGCUGGAUUCUUUAUAAAUUUAUAUUUCACACCAGAAAUUGUGUUUAUUCUUGACAUGAAAUUUGUGUUGGCAACCUAAGAGACAUGAUGUUUGGGGUCAUAUCACAAUGGAACACUGUACCUUUGACCUUUUCCAUUUUUACUGUGUUUAUUGACUGGUUGUCGAGCGUCUCCUCUAACUGGCCGUUAGAGGAGACGCUGUUUUUGGCACUUUUCACGUUGGUUUUUCAGUCCCAGUUGUUGCCCCUCAAUAUAGUUUCAUCUCUCAUUUUCUUAAGUGCAGCCUUGGUGUAAAAAAACACACUUCCAUGUUCAAGUUAAAAAUAUUUCCACUUGCGUUUCCUCCUCCCAAAGGCAAACUUUCAUGUACUCAUGUUGAGUGCAGUUCUUUUUGUUUUUGUUCCCCCCCCCACUUUGAGUCUGAUAAGAUAAUCUCAUAGGAUCUAGGAUCCUUUUUUACAUAUUACACAAUGUUUACUUGUGUUGUUUCUUAAAUGAUUCUUUUCAUGCAAUAAAGAGAUCACUUUUGUCUCAUCAAACAUGCUUUUCUUUCUGAUUUCAGUGCUGUUGGUGUUACUUUUGGGGGGGGGGCAGUGGAACACAGAACAAGCAGCAGAUUAACUGUUGGUCAGAUCCUCACUGGAACCUAGAAUGUCUGUUAAUGUACGUACAUGUACAACAAAAUGGGGCUUUUGUUGGCCUUGAAGUGUACUUGGGAGUCACACCAACCUCCGCUUGAUCAGUCCAGCG
Molecule: messenger RNA, 3800 nt
Organism: Archocentrus centrarchus (flier cichlid)
Lineage: Eukaryota; Metazoa; Chordata; Actinopteri; Cichliformes; Cichlidae
Gene: cyldl
Product: cylindromatosis (turban tumor syndrome), like
Exons: 15
Coding region: 331-2616 (761 amino acids)
Biological process (GO): protein deubiquitination
Molecular function (GO): cysteine-type deubiquitinase activity
Source: RefSeq, a predicted model, not a curated record